This is a messenger RNA of Eruca vesicaria subsp. sativa (arugula), 234 nucleotides long. The record is from the annotation of a GenBank genome assembly. NCBI's taxonomy places the organism in Eukaryota, Viridiplantae, Streptophyta, Magnoliopsida, Brassicales, Brassicaceae.
AUGACAUACUUGGAUGUCUCCUCUUAUACAUCGGAAUUAAAAUCAAACAUUUCUGGACACUGUGAAACCUUCAGGAAGGAAGUAGACUACGCAAAGAACUUGUGGAAGAACAGAACCGAUCUUAACGUAGAAGAUGCCGGAAUCGCUGCAUUGUUUGGUCUUGAAUGCUUUGCGUGGUAUUGUGCAGGUGAAAUCAUCGGCAGAGGAUUCACCUUCACCGGCUAUUACCCUUGA